Messenger RNA from Priapulus caudatus, 1539 nucleotides. Its product is annotated as protein lin-7 homolog C-like. The transcript is spliced from 5 exons. Lineage: Eukaryota; Metazoa; Priapulida; Priapulimorpha; Priapulimorphida; Priapulidae. The record is from RefSeq and is a predicted model, not a curated record. Bases 24 to 620 code for a protein of 198 amino acids. Gene Ontology annotation, molecular function: protein binding. Gene Ontology annotation, biological process: protein localization to basolateral plasma membrane; neurotransmitter secretion; maintenance of epithelial cell apical/basal polarity. Gene Ontology annotation, cellular component: basolateral plasma membrane; synapse; cell-cell junction.
CUGACCUGAAAGAAGGAAACAGUAUGGCGACCACAGAAGACGCUUUGAUGUUAGAAAGAGAUGUGAAAAGAGCAGUCGAGCUCUUGGACAAGUUACAGAAGGCAGGUGAAAUUCCGACAUCAAAGCUAGUAGCCCUGCAGAGAGUUCUGCAGAGUGACUUCUGCACAGCUGUAAGAGAGGUCUACGAGCACGUGUACAAAACUGUAGAUGUUUCAGGAAGCCCAGAAGUGCGAGCAAGUGCAACGGCAAAGGCGACCGUUGCAGCGUUCGCCGCGAGCGAGGGCCACGCCCAUCCGCGCGUCGUCGAGCUGCCGAAGACAGAGGAAGGUCUCGGCUUCAACAUCAUGGGAGGCAAGGAGCAGAACUCUCCCAUCUACAUCUCACGCAUCAUCCCCGCGGGCGUGGCCGACCGACACGGCGGGCUGAAGCGCGGCGACCAGCUGCUGUCCGUGAACGGAGUGAGUGUUGAAGGCGAACAUCAUGAGAAAGCCGUGGAGCUACUCAAGGCUGCCAAAGGUACGGUGAAGUUGGUCGUACGGUACACGCCGCGUGUUCUCGAAGAGAUGGAGAUGAGGUUUGAUCGUCAAAGAGUUGCUCGGCGAAGAACCCAUACUCCGUGAGGAAACUUGCUUCGUGCAAACCGUCCAAAGCUACAUCCGGACUUCUUUUGGGCACCCCGUCAAUGAUUACAGUAGAUGAAUGCAGAAAUCACAAGAUAGCACCCGAAUACAGCCUCCCUGCACUAAUUUUUGCAGUUGUGCCCUCUAACACAGUAGUACCUGUGUUGCUUUAAGUGCAAUGCACGCAAGUGUCAUAUCCCACGCAAGUAUAUAUAUAUACCUCAAGUAGUGAUCACGGUAGAAAUUUUCACGCUGCUGUGUUUGAAGCAAUUUUGAUCAGCAUUACGUACACUAGUCUGAGUGUUUUAUUAUUUAAAUUUUAUGUAAUAUCUGGCUCAUGAUAUUAUAGUUAAAGAUCUCCACCUUUCUCAAGGUUUAUCACACUCGCAUGUUCUGUUUAUGUUCAUGUGGAUGAAUGUUUUAAUAGUUGCUUAAACAUAUCUCUACAUUGGUUCUUGUGUGUAUUACUCAGACUGAAGUUAUUGCUUCUAUACAGAAUAGCUAAAAUGAUUGCAUUUGAAAGAAGAGAUAAUGUAUAGCACCAUCAACAUAUUUAUAAUAUUGUUAUAGAUAUGUUCAUGAUAGCUGUAAUACAGUGUUUGCACAUAUUUUUCACAUAUUUUUGAAUUGUGUUAUUAAUAUGGCAGCUAAACCUCAGUGAUGCGAAUUGCUCAGUGUUAACCUAGAAUUGAUAGCACUACAUCUAUGCACACAUAAUGCGAUAAUUGUGUACUGCAUGAUUAUUUAUGUUAAAUGAGAUUUAUCAAAUACUGUUACAAUAUGAGAAGGAAAUAGCAACACAUUCCCUGAUAAGCACAUGGUUGUAUAUUAUAUAAAAACCUUAAAACUCAAGGGUGUAAGUUUAAUCUCUUUCCAAGAAUACGUGGUUGUAUAUUAUUAUUAUUAUUAACCUACACCU